Grosmannia clavigera kw1407 is the source of this 1215-nucleotide messenger RNA. RefSeq lists its product as uncharacterized. The transcript is spliced from 4 exons. NCBI's taxonomy places the organism in Eukaryota, Fungi, Ascomycota, Sordariomycetes, Ophiostomatales, Ophiostomataceae. The record is from RefSeq and is a predicted model, not a curated record. The coding region runs from base 1 to 1215 and encodes 404 amino acids.
AUGGCGAUGCCAGAAGCCACGCCAGCUGACGAGAUUCUUCCAGACCAUGCCGAUCGGCCUGGCAGACGACGACCGUUCACGACGUGGGUCAAGAAGCUCGCACACUUCAAGAACAACGGCUCGAGCGACGGGCGAACGCCUGGGUCAAAGCGGCACCUGACACCGAUCAAGAUUGCGCCCAAGAAGCGAGGGCCGACGAGCAAGAAGAACAACCCGUAUCCGCUGUCGGGCUACCGACCGGCCACGGAUGGCGGCAUCAGCAGCAGCACCCACCACAGCCUUCAGGGCAGCAGCCAGAUAUCCUACACAACCCGAGCACCGCCGACAGUCGGGGCGCUAUCGAUGGCGCCGACCGUGUCGACCGAGCGGCGAUCGAUGCUGGCGCCAUCCAACGGGGCGGCCUCCUCGGUGACGGGCACGACGAUCCGGACGCUCAACGGCUACAGCUCGCGGCGCGGUGGCGACAGCACAUUCUCGUCGCCAGCACCAUCGCUGCAGUCGCUCGCCACGACGCUGACGACGAUCCAGUCGCUGCAGGUGCCAGGGGGUGCUGGUGGUGGUGCCCAUCACGGCCACGGAGGCACGAGCCUGAACGGAUUCGGCAGCAACGCCGGCAACGGGACCGUCAGCAGCGUUGGGUUCGGGUCGCUACACACACACCACGCGACGCCGUCCGCACAGAUGAGCGUGCUCUUCCACCAGCCGUUUCCCAACACGCCGGCGUCAGCGAUCCCGUCCCAUCUCGCAGCGCCCGGCAGCGGCCAUCCGACGACGUACUCGACGGCCACGGCCAACAACCUGCUGACGGACAACGCAUCGAUCCUGACGCUGGCCUCGUCCAGCAAGCGGCGACGACGACGGUCGCUCGACACGGACGCGUCCGUGCGGGCGCUGGCGCCGUCGUCGCUCUUUGGCGGCAGCCGCGAGAGCCUGCCGCUGUCGGUGCUGUCGGCCAACAUUGACGGCGGCAACGGCGGCGGUGGCAGCAGCAUGCCGACGGCAACCGGCAUGGCACUGCACGGGUCGGGCAGCCGCAUGAGCGUGGCCGAGCGCACGAGCAUCUACAGCACGACGGGCAUCCUGGGCGAUCGCAGCAGCUUCUACGCGCGCGGCGGCAGCGCCGUGGCAGCAGCCGAGCCGGUCGCUUUGGAGCUGGUGGUCAAGGCCGAAUGGAUCGUCGCAGACGAGCAGAAGGACAAGGACAGGACACAGUAG